Messenger RNA from Echinops telfairi (small Madagascar hedgehog), 939 nucleotides. Its product is annotated as olfactory receptor 1F12. The transcript has a single exon. Bases 1 to 939 code for a protein of 312 amino acids. The record is from RefSeq and is a predicted model, not a curated record. Gene Ontology annotation, molecular function: G protein-coupled receptor activity; olfactory receptor activity. Gene Ontology annotation, cellular component: membrane. NCBI's taxonomy places the organism in Eukaryota, Metazoa, Chordata, Mammalia, Afrosoricida, Tenrecidae. Gene Ontology annotation, biological process: G protein-coupled receptor signaling pathway.
AUGGAAAAGGGAAACCACACCAGUGUCUCUGAAUUUCUCCUCCUGGGCUUUUCAAGUUGGCCAGGACAGCAGGCACUACUCUUUGCACUUUUCCUGUGUCUCUACCUAACAGGACUCUUGGGGAACUUGCUGAUCUUGCUGGCGAUUGCCUCAGACCAUCUCCUCCACACACCCAUGUAUUUUUUCCUUGCCAAUCUCUCCUUGGUAGACCUCUGUCUUUCCUCAACAACGGUUCCCAGGAUGCUGCUGAACAUCCAAACAGAGGCGCAGUCCAUCUCCUAUCCUGCCUGCCUGGCUCAGAUGUACUUCUGUAUGAUGUUUGCCAACAUGGACAACUUUCUUCUCACGGUGAUGGCAUAUGAUCGCUAUGUAGCAAUCUGUCACCCUUUGCAUUACUCCACCAUUAUGACCCAGCGCCUCUGUGCCUUUCUGGUGGCUGUCCCCUGGGUCAUUGCCACUUUGAACCCCCUUUUGCACACUCUCCUGAUGGCUCGCCUCAACUUCUGCUCUGACAAUGUCAUCCACCAUUUCUUCUGUGAUAUCAACUCUCUCCUCCCUCUGUCCUGUUCUGACACCAGCCUUAAUCAGCUGAUGGUUCUGGCUGUGGUGGGGCUGGUCUUUGUGGUACCUUCAGGGUGUAUCCUAGCAUCCUAUACUCGAAUCAUCUCUGCUGUGAUGAAAGUCCCCUCUACCCAAGGAAAACUCAAGGCUUUCUCCACCUGUGGCUCCCACCUUGCCUUGGUCAUUCUUUUCUAUGGAGCGAUCGCGGGAGUUUAUCUGAGUCCGUCAUCCAACCACUCAACUGAAAAAGACUCAGCAGCAGCAGUGAUUUUCAUGGUCGUUGCCCCCGUGCUGAAUCCCUUCAUUUACAGUCUGAGAAACAAUGAUCUGAAAGGGGCUUUAAAGAAGGCCCUACACCUGAGUCAAAUCUUCUCCUAG